AUGACGGACCAGACCGCCGACUUGGGCGAAUACAUUGCGAAAUACCACAGUGUAUUCUCUCGCAAAACAACCUCAAAGGGACAGUGCCGCAUCUUCGGCAUGGAGAACCGACCUCUCCUGAAGAAAGGGCAAAAGAAUCGAGUCCUCCUUUACGCAGGAUGUUUCAACCCACCUCACCUUGGCCACUACAGCAUUCUCCGAAGAGCCUUUGAAGCAAGCCAGGAUAUCAAUGCCAUCGCCGCCAUCGUCCUACCCGUCGACGACGAUAGAGUCCAAGGAAAAUGCAAGAAAAUAGGUCAGAGUCUCGUUCUGCCGAAAUCCGAGCGAGUGCGCCUCUGGCGUUCCGACGCCAAGAUCCUGCCAGAAUGGUGGAUUUACGACGGCAGCACAGAGGAGUGGAAAUGGCUGUGGAAAGAUCUGAAAGUGGCGAUUAAAAUGGAUGGGUUCGAUUUACGAUUCACCAAUGUGCUUGGACCGGACCACAUAUCGCGGUUUGGGUCAUACAGUGGAUUGAAUUGGGGAUGUUACGAGACGAUCACUAGCGAUGCGGGGAGACAGAGUGACCUGGUCAAAGCUAACGGAUCACUCUUCACGCUCCCGGGCGGUUUUACACCCUAG
Messenger RNA from Colletotrichum spaethianum, 618 nucleotides. RefSeq lists its product as uncharacterized. The transcript has a single exon. The record is from RefSeq and is a predicted model, not a curated record. The coding region runs from base 1 to 618 and encodes 205 amino acids. Gene Ontology annotation, biological process: biosynthetic process. NCBI's taxonomy places the organism in Eukaryota, Fungi, Ascomycota, Sordariomycetes, Glomerellales, Glomerellaceae. Gene Ontology annotation, molecular function: catalytic activity.